Brassica napus (rape) is the source of this 5351-nucleotide messenger RNA. RefSeq names its product putative FBD-associated F-box protein At5g56560. The coding region runs from base 2081 to 3631 and encodes 516 amino acids. The transcript has a single exon. The record is from RefSeq and is a predicted model, not a curated record. NCBI's taxonomy places the organism in Eukaryota, Viridiplantae, Streptophyta, Magnoliopsida, Brassicales, Brassicaceae.
CCGUCCGCAUCCACAAACUCCAGCAACCGCAACCGCAACCGCUGCGUUUGAACGAGUCAAGCCCUUAGUUUCCGGUAAAACUCGUAAAACUAUCUUUUUGUUAAAAAAAAAAAAAACUCGUAAAACUCUCAGGCUUGUUAUCAAAACAAUGUGAAAGGCUAUGUCACGUAAAAAAAUUCACAAUCAAUAAUCAUAAUUCUAUUGGUAAAUAAAUAAUCAUUUGACUUCUAUUCUAAUACAUACAGGAAUGGGUCUUUGAAGUCUGGACCCACGUGAGUUUCCAUGAGUCACUUGACUCACCUCCACCACAUGGUUCUCCUUCGAUAGGAUCUCUCAAGUUCUCAUGUCAAGACUAUAAUAUACUAAUGUAUUCUUAUCCUUUGAUUUGGUCUUUGUGAAAUGUCAUUGUUUUGGGUGAAUAGAUAAGUCUAUCUAAUCACAUAUUCAACCCUGUAUAUUGCAUAUUAAGGAAGACGACGUCAAUCACAUAAUAAUAAAAUCUUAUUUAAUUCGAUCAAGUAAUAAUAAUAAUCGUUUGAGACACUCAGAUGCAUUACACAUCAUGUAUCUUGCCAUAUCAUAUACCAAAUGCAAAAGAAGUGAGGAGAAGUUACUUAUCUAAGGUAGUUAACAGGUGGUUGUUCCAAAGUGCCAACCAGUAUCCCGAGCUCAAUAUCCUUGUCCUCAAACUUUUUAUGAAUGGAUGACUCUGAGAUCUUUAACAAUAAUCGAAUGUUUCAUCAAAGAUCCUAGAGGUUGUUACCAAGGGAGAAAAGAGAGUGGCGAGUAAAAAAAACUGAAUUUGAAAUAUUGAAAUGUUUUAGCAAAGAAAUGUUUGCAACUUUAAAAUGAGGUUUUAGCUCAAGAAGAGGUGGUAAGAAACCAGAGUACCCACCGACUACACAAAACAUCACCCUAAGACGCCACCACCAAAAAAUAGAAUAGAGAUGGGUUGAAUAUGUUCUAAUCCAAACAUAAAUAUAAAUGUAUCUGAAUAAAAAAGGAAAAAGAAUUUUGCAAUUAAUAAAUUAGGAUUAGGAUUAAGAUUAAGAUUGGAUUAGGAAACUGAAAAGAAAGAGAUUUGAAAAAUCAUGAAUAUCCAGAACAUCACAAUUGUUGCUCAAUAUAUAUAAACCUAAGUUAAACAUAAUCAUGUACAAUUAUAAAGCUCUUCCAAGUAUUGUAUUAGGAAAGUAGCAACAUUUUAUUCUCAGUAGUAUGAUUCUUUGAUGAUUGUUGAACUCUAGUUUUCUUCAUUUUUCUAUUACCCCAAUAACACAUAGUAAAGAGUACUAAAGAAUCAUAACACAGAGAUAUCACCAUGUGACAAAACGAAAACUACGAUAACAUAUGAAGAACAUCACAAUUGUUGCUCAAUAUCUAAACAUAUAUAUUUAAAAUAUUGUUUCAUCUCCAGGUUACAGGAUCAUAUAAUAAAAAUCUCAUUCAACUUUAAACGUCAAGUAAUAAUAAUCUUUCGAGAAAUCACACAUCAUGUAUCUUAUAAUAUCGUAUACCAAAUGCAGAAGAAGAAGAAGAAGAAGAAGAAGAAGAGAAGAGAAGAUGACCUACUUAUCUAAGGUAGUUAACAAGUGGUUCUAAAGUGACAACAAGUAUACCGAGAUCAUUAUCCUUGUCCUCAAACUUUUUAUGAAUGGAUGACUCUGAGAUCAUGAACAAGAAUCAAAUGUUUCAUCAAAAGAUCCAAAAGGUUGUUACCAAGAGAGAAAAAUAGAACGAGUAAAGCAAUUUCGAAUUUUAAUUGCAAUAAUUGAAAAAGUAGUAUUUAGCUUAAAUCUAGCUAAAAAAUCUUAUCACAUAGGAGAUAAACUGCAUUAAUAACUUGAUGGCCCGAAUCCAAGUAUAAAUGAAAAGGUAUCUAAAUAAAAUGGAAAGAAAUUUGCAAUUAAUAAAUUAGGAUUAGGAAAAAACAAAAUAUUGAAAUUAAAAGAAGGAAAGAUUUGAAAAAAUAGAUUUUUGUUGAUUUUUUUUUCUUUUUUUCUUCAUAUAUAUUAAACCCUAAAACUAGGAUUCGUUUUCAUCUCUCUGCUGCGCAAAAUUCGUGAGGACAAACAAAAAUAUGGUGAAAGAGAGGCUCAACGAGUUACCAGAUGAACUGAUCGUGACGAUACUCUCAAAGCUUCCCACGUUUAAAGAAAGCGUUGCAACACGUCUCAUAUCAAGACGGUACGAGGAUCCUUGGAAUCUUGCGCAGGACGUCACGCUUAAAGAUAACGAUGAGGAGAGUUUCAUGACGUUUCUCUAUGGAUCUUUGUUGUCUAACGAUGCUCCAGCUCUAGAGAGGUUGCGUCUCAAGCUUACCCGGAAACAUUCGGCUUCAGACAUCGAGUUUUGGGUUCAAACCGCGGUUAACCGAAACGUGAGAAAGCUGAGAUUCGACUUGUUGCCUUGUGGAACCCUAGAACUGCCGAGUUGCUUGAGGACAUGCACAACCCUAAAAUCGUUGAUACUACGUGGCGUACUUAUGGAGUCUGUUCCUAGUGGUUUUCGUUUGCCAUCUCUCAGAAGUCUACACCUAUUCUCGGUUAACUUCUCGAUUGGUGAUUCCGUUGCAAAUCUUUUAAAAAUCUGCCCCCAUCUUGAAUAUUUGGUUUUAAACGAUACCAGAUAUGACGUGGACCAUGUGGAUGAUGAGUUUGCUCCACUUCGGUUCUGCUUAUCAUCACUCAAAAGUCUACACCUUUGCUCGGUUAUAUUCUCCGGCAAUAAUUCUGUUACGCGGCUUUUACGAAGCUGUCCGGUUCUUGAAACUUUGGUUAUAAACCAAACCAAAUGUGCCUACAAGAUGUUCGAGGUUGUUUUUCCACCAAGAUCUUGUCUGUCAUCACUCAAAACCCUACACCUUUUGUCGGUUAACUUCUCGAGUGACGAAUCUGUUGUAAAGCUUUUAGAAAAUUGUAAGGCUCUUGAAAACUUGGUCAUAACCCGAACCAGAGAUGACAAUGUGUGGUUAUUCAAUAUCACUGUGCCUACUCUCAAGAGCUUAUCUAUUAGUAACGCUAAAGUGAAACGCGCUGAUGCUCCUGGGUUUGUUAUAAAUGCUCCUUCUUUGGAGAGGUUGAACAUUAAGGAUACAGUCAGUAACUUUCUAAUGUUUGGAUAUAUGCCCGAGGUGACCACGGCGAAUAUUGAGGCUGUUUGUGACCAAUCUGAGAAUUUUGUAGGGUCUCUUACCUUCAUGCAACAUCUGUCUCUCUGUUCUCCAACUACAAAGACUCCAUAUACUAGCGGCACUGUCUUCUUCUUUCUCGAACAUCUAGAGCUAUGUACGUGUUCCGCUAGAUGGGCGAAACUACUUGGCUCUAUACUCAAUGACGCUCCAAGACUUCAGUCUAUCAAGCUUAAGUCGAAAUGCAGUGCUCGUUUCAAGCGUCCGAUGGAACUCUGGACCGAACCUACAGUUGCUCCGGAAUGUUUACUGAAGCAUCUUGAGAUCUUGGAAUGGAGAGAAUAUGAUGGCACAGAGCAAGAGAGGAAAGUGGCUGCGUACAUACUAGGAAACGCUACUUGUCUAAAGAUGGCUACAUUCUCGACAAGAUCUGGAGACAAAUGUACAGAGUUAAAGAAAAUAUCCAGAGUUUCAGAGAUAUGUCAGUUAGUGUUUGAGUAAGCUAUUAGAUUAGAGUGUGUGUGUAGAAUACAGGAGAGGUUCUUAGCUUCUUUCUUCCUUGUUCCCUGACUCAUAUGAGAUAGUGUGUCUCUAAAAGACUAGAGAGUUUUCUUCUGUUUACAGUCCUGGAAAACAAAGACAAUACAACUGUCUCAAAACAUAAUUAUGUACAAUUAUAAAACUCUCCUAGUUUCCUAUAUAUUAUUUGAUUAGCAUUUUUAAUAAGAAAUUUUAAAUGUAUAAAAACAACCCAAUUACAAAUACAUCAUUAAUAAAUUGAUAAUAAAUAUAUCAUUACAAAUAUAUCAUUAAUAAAUUUAUAAAUUGGCAUCUCUAUAAUAUUAUUAGAAUUGUUAAUUACAAAUAUAUCAUUAAUGAAUUGAUUUUAUUAUACCUAAUUCCCACAACUACUUUUUCUAUUUUUAUUUUCUGUUUUUAAUUCAUUCUUUUUAAAGUCACUUAAAUAAAAUACCAAUUUUCUAUUUAAAUAUGAAUUUCUUUUUAUCUAAAUACCAGUUUUACAAAGAUUUUCUAUAAGUUUUUCCUAAAUCACGUUAAUUAAAUCAAUUUUCUUAGGAUAUUAAAUAUUUAAUAUCUCCUUUUCUAAUUAAAAAUAAAGGAUAUCAGAUUUUUUUAAUGUUUUUUUUCUUAUACAGUUUCGUACAUAUUAAUAAUUUUCAUUUUAUAAUUAUCUUAUUUGUAGACAAAAGCUAUCUUAAUUUUAUGCAGUUUUCUUUUUAUUAUAUUUAAUUAUGAAUUUCAAUUUUAAAAAUAUUUUAGUGCUUCUAUCUAAUUCUACUAAAAAUGAAGGAAAUCAGAUUUAAAACAUUUUCAUAAAUUUUGGAAAUUUUAUAAUCAUAAAAUUUCUAAUUUGUAGAAAAAAUUAUCUUAAUUUAUGUAAUUUUAUUUUUAAAAUUGUUUUUAAAUGUAAAUUCUCUGCAUUAAUAAUAUUUGAAAGUUCUGUAUCUAUAUAAAUAAACCACUAAAUCUUCAUGGAUAUCUUAGAAUUUUACUUAUUCAUAAGAAUUCUGCAUUGUUCAUAGAAAAACAAUUUUGACAUUUAAAAUUAAUUUCUUAAACAAUUCUGUAUUGUGGAAGCAUCGAAGCCUAGUGCUCAAGGUUUAAAGGUUUUUACACUCAGGUCUAGGGUUCGAAUCUCAGACAACGUAAAUUCUACAGAAAGAGGUUUAGGUUUCAAUUUCCGGAGAAGGUGAAUUAUGCAAAAAAUUAGAAAAAAUUAGAAAAAUUUAUGUAAUGUUUCUCAUAAUUUGUGAUUACAUAAUUAACCAGACAAAAAAAAAUUAGUUUCUUAAAUUGUGAUUUUAGAAUCAGUUCACACCCUUUUAAUAUAUUGAAAUAUUUCUAUAGAUGGCUAUGAAAUUUUCCCAACAGAUCUGCGAAAAUUAUUAUACCGAUUUUACUAAUAUUCUAUCUCAAAACAUCAGCAAGAAUUUCUUGGUUGGUAAAUUUUUCUUUUAACAUACCAAUUUUUUUGUUAGUCUAAGUACUAUAUUUUAAAUCUUUAGUUUUCCAUAAUUAACAACAUAUACAAAGUUUAAAAAAAAUUGGAAUUUUUGAAACAAUUAUUAUCGCUAAAUAGAAUAUUAUGCAAAAUAGAGUAGUUAUAAAAACAUCGCAACUCAACAAUUAUUAAAUAACAGUUUAGUUAAUUAACAUAAAGUUAUAUAAAAUAAAUAUUAAUAAAUGUUAUAUUUUAGUU